This is a messenger RNA of Lymnaea stagnalis (great pond snail), 12193 nucleotides long. Lineage: Eukaryota; Metazoa; Mollusca; Gastropoda; Lymnaeidae. The record is from the annotation of a GenBank genome assembly.
ACGUGAUAAUAACACAACAAAAUGGCGACCAGUAUGGAGGAAAAUAGAGUUUUAAUCCUUGGAGGUUUGUAUUUCGACUACUGUAAAUAAGAUUUAUAAUUAUAUUGAUGUUUUUUUGUUGUAUUCAUGAAUGCAUUGCUGAUUUUUUUUUAUAGUGUAAUCAUAACCAAAGCUUAGCAUUUAUUGUUUUAUUCACACUCAUCAUACCAUCGCCGAGUAAAAGCGCAGCCUCGUUGUCUAGCUUCUCAUUCUCUUGCAAGUUUUGUUAAUUUUGCCUGUAACUAAGACCAAUAAAGUAUAAAGUAUCCUCUUCAAAAACAUGCAGAGUUACAUCGCGAACCCCUCAUGGGUCCUCAAAAUAUAGAAUAAGAGGAAGAAGGACACCAACUAACUCAAAGCCAAAAUGUUUUUUGUGUCUCAUUAAAUUUCAUUAAUUUAUUUAAGGGUGCAGAUAUUUGAUUGGACCUGGUAUGAGAAGUGAGAUGUUGGGUUUAUUUUUAAAUAUUUUAAAUUGUUAUUGUGUUGUUUGUACGACAAAAUUUGGUAUUAAAUUUUAUUAUUAAGAUAAUGUAUUGAUUGAUUUUGUGAUGAUAUUGUACAAUUUUAAGAGUUUGAGGGUAAACAGGUCUGGAUGUAUUUAUAAAAUUAUACUAUUUGAAUCUAAUGUUAUUACGUUCUUUUUGUAAUAACAGAAUUACUAUUUACUGUACGAUUUAUACAGAAAAAUCAUAAGUUUAAGGAGAAAAAAGGGUGGUGUGGAAUUUUCAGGUUUUUUUUUCCAAUUUUUUUAAAAAGUUUGUAUUCUUUACAUAUAGGGGUCUAAUGUUUUAUUUGCAAUAUUAGAAUAAAUGUAAUUCAAUCUAGUUGAUUUUAAACACAUUUAAGCUAUGGGGAAUACAAUGAUGAAAAUUUCCUACCAUAAAUUGUCCUCUUGGUUAUUAAGUUAUAAUCUUCUUAGUAAAAAUAUAAAAAUUUUGGAUCACAAAAAUUGGGUCCUUUUUUUUAUGGUACGAAAAGUGAGUUUUUAUUAAUUUAAAAAUUUUAACUUUUUUAACCAAAAGUGCUAUGUGAAAAUUAAAAACAUAACAUUUAUUUUUUAUCAAGGGUUAUCUGUCAGAUAUGUUCAAUUCUUAAUUGAAUUGGAAUAAAUAAUCCAAGUGAAUAGUCAUUGAGGACUGACUGGUGGACUAGACAUAAUAUGGGAGAAAUGAGCCACCACUUCUUUUUUCCUUUAAAUACUUUUUUUGUGUAAGGGCAGGAUUUUACAUUGAUUUUGACAUAUCAUGCAUUAGGCACCAUGUUAUCAAAAAGAACAUUUUGUUAUAACGUUACUUUUGUUGCUUUUCCGGCUGAAAGAACCAAUCAAAUACAGUGUGAUUGUUUAUUAGUCUAGGAUGAAGAAUUUUCUCAGUUGACAAGUGGCAGGUGUUGAGUGUUUUCUAUUUAAAUUAUGUUAAACAUGGGGUGGGGAAAAUCCCAAAGAAGACAAAACAAGCAGACACAAAACAAGCAACAUGUAGGCAAGGAGUCAAAUUUAAAGAUGAGAAAUUAUCUUGUUUGGCUGGAAGCUAGGCCAGAGUAAAGUCAAACAUUCUCAAGAUUUUUGUCAUAUCCCUUAAUUGGCCUUAAUAUAUGAUAAGUAUUACAAGGGCUAACUUACUAUAAUUAAACAAGAACAAAAUAAUAUUUUGAUGACAGAAUAAGAGACAAGGUGCUGCUGGGGUUUCAUUUAUUGUAAUUAAAAUUGUUGGAAAGUGCAGUAUAUCAUUUUACGUAUAUUUUAACAAUUUUAUUUUCAGGCACUGGUUUCAUAGGGAGAAACCUGGUUGAUUAUUUAGUUCGAAACAAAUUGGCAAGAAAGGUACUUGUAAAUAAGUCUAACAUUAAUGUUAAUUAAACUGAUGUUAUCUUUUUAUUUUUAUACAACAGUGAUUUUAGUAAGAAUGAUAAGAUGACAUAAUGUAUGAUGUAUUUGUUUUUUUACUUGUAGAUUCGAGUAGUUGACAAGGUACCACCUCAGAUGGCAUGGCUAAACCCUCGUCAUUUGGUAGGCAUGCAAAUUAAUGUGAACAUUGAAUAAGGCGAUAAACGAGAUAAUUUUAUUUAAUUAAAAGUUUGCUCAGAGAGUUACAAUAGGUUAUACAAAUAUUUAGUUUUAUCUUAAUGUUGAUAAAUCCACAAUUAAAUAUCUCUUAUGAUUGAUGCUGUUCUACUGUUUGUUUUGUGUGUAUAUAUACAGGAAUCCUUUGAAAAUCCAGCUGUUGAAUUCUGCCAGGCUAAUAUCAUUAACAAAGGUAAUGCCUCUAUUUUUGUUUGAUGAUUUUAUUGCAUUUUUAAUAUCUGCAUUGCAUUAUAAUAAUUUACCAGGUGUUUUGUUUUAAAAAACACAAUAUGUCAUUCAUGUUAAACUCUUUUUGAAAUUAAAAAAAAAAAAAUUUGCCUACAAAUAAAAGUUAAUAAACAUUUAUUUUAAAAAAACUUAUGGAGAGCUUAGACUUUGUGAGCAAUGAAUAGGUUUAAUGAAAUUUAAACGUUAAUCAGCUUAAAAAUAAGUUGAAAUAUAUGAACAUUUUGAUUCAAAGCCUCUGCUGAGAAGGUCUUCUGUGACGAUGAUGGAGGGUUCGAUUUUGUCAUAAAUCUGGCUGCUGAAACAAAGCAUGGACAGAGUGAACCGGUAGGUAGGUUUUGAAAGAGUAAAUCAGUAGGUGUGACAGAUUGAAUGGUAAGGCUUGACAGUACAAGUAGGUGGGACAGAAUGAAUGGGAAGGUUUGAGAAGUUGAGCAGCUAGGUAUGAUCAGUUGAAUAGGUAAGUGGGAUUGGUUGAACCAGUAGGUGUGAUAAGUUAACUUGUUGGUGUGACAGACAGAAUGAAUCAGAAAGUGUGACAGAAUGAAUGGGUAGAUUUCAUCAUUGGCUGUAGAUGUGUGAAGAUCAAAUACGUCCUUUAGCCAAUUGUAAAAUUUUUCAUUGUGUGGUAACAUCUGUCAGUAUUUCAUAUGCAACAUUUGUCCCAGGUUUAUAAGGAAGGGAUCUAUCGUCUAAGUCUCAACUGUGCUGAACUCGCUGCCAUGCAUAAAGUGAAGAGAUUUAUCGAGCUGUCAACAGCCCAGAUAUACACACACGAGAAGGUAAUAUGCAAUAUUUUUAUUGUUGUCUAUACGAGUAAUUGUAUGUUGAAAUAUGUCCAACUCAUACCGUACCUUUAAAAAAUAUCUGGAAAAGGACAUAUUUAAUACAUAUUUAAUACAAACAAAAUUUUUUAAGUUCUGUAAGACAGCCUUAAGCAGGGCAACAUAUUUAAACAAGUAUGGAAAGAAUAAUACUUAACAUAAACACACCUUAGGAAGGAGCUCAACAAUAGGUACAAAAUCACCCUGGUAUUAAAUUGCACAUUUUUACUUUGUAGAAUACAUUUUUGUGGCAUUCAUUAAUAUACGAAAAAUGUAUAACAUAUCUCAUUAUUCCCUGACAGAAACCAGCCAGAGAAGAUGCUAAAUCAGAGCCUUGGACCAACCUGGCACGUCACAAACUGGAUGUGGAGAAAGCUCUAGAGAACUAUGUAGAUCUCAACUAUGUGAUCCUACGGCCAGCAAUAGUGUAUGGAAUAGGAGACAGAAAUGGACUGAGUUAGUGUCUAGGUGUUGGGAUGUGGGGCUCAUAUGGCCCUGUGACACGCCAUAGUUUCCAGGUGUUGGGGAAUGGGGUUUUGUUGUAUUGGGACCAUGUGGUCCUAUGACCAGCCUUAGCGUCUGGUAUGGGGGAUGAAAAGUACGCUAGUCUUUUCUAAACUAAUUUGAACAAUUGGUUUGGUUACUUUUAUGAAGGAGAUCCUAGUUCUCAAUAUACCCACUCCCAAAUUCUUUGGUAAAAUAAGUUAUUUUUUUUAAAAACUCUGCCUAAGCAAUAAAUAAGUCAAAUUUUUUUCAAUAGACAUUUAAACUAAUAUGUUUGUUGUACAACUCCACAGCCCCAAGGCUAAUCAUUGGAGCCAUAUACAAGUACACAAUGCAAAAGAUGCAGGUGAGUUUAUUGUUGUUUUGGAAAAGUUUAAGCUAGUCUCUUUCCACGUCUGCAUGAAAAUAUAGAGUUUUAUAUUUACAUUUGGCUACUUCUACUACUUAUUUAACCCACUCUUACUUUUUAUAACUACACAUUUUGCUCUUAAUUCCUGCAUGCAGAAUCAUUGCCAGUUGCUGUAGAAUGCUAGUUCAGAACUCCCACACUAGUUGACUGCUAAAGUUUACUGUCACUCAUAUGAGAACAUAGCACUUCAACACAGUGUUUAAAAAAAAAAAAAGCACACUUUGCUAGAGAUGUUCAAAUAACAUUUUCUUUUCACUGCCUUUCAGAUGCUGUGGACCAAAGAUUUAAAGAUGAACACUGUCCAUGUGGAUGAUGUGGUCAGGGCCAUCUGGCAUCUAUGCUUCCACGGCAACAGAGGUCAGGUGUAUAACCUCACAGACAAGGGAGACACAAGUGAGUCUUGGCGUGUUGUGUUGAGGAGUAGCUAAGGGGGGUCACUAGAUGUAGAUAUAGCCUUUAGUUUAAUCAAUGUAUAUACCUGUAAUAAUUUCCUUUAACACCUUACACACGAUGCCAUAGUAACAUAAACAAUUCAUGACUACUCUCACCUUCAAUGCACACACAUUUAACCAUGUUUUGUUACUUCCGAAAUGAAUAAAUUCCACAUUUUUAACUUUAAGUAAGAUUUUUGUCAAAUUUUGAUUUUUUUUUACACUGAUCAAUGGUAAUUUUGUUAAAAAUUGACCCCGAUGAAAAAAUUCAGAUGAAUCUAGAUGUAAUUUUUUAUAAUUCUUUGGUUAAUUGUGUUACCUGCAGCAAUACAGAUUCCUGUAUUUAAAUCAAUCACAUAAAUAUAGUAUACAAAUAAAAAUAGUAAGUCUUGACAAAAAUAUUGAGCUUACCAAUUCCGUUGGUGGAUGUACAUAAAGUGUUACAAUCGACUUAAACCUUUAAGAUUUUAUCAUAGAUUGUAUUAUUGACUAAUCACAUCGUCUUUUGCUGUCACAUUUAUUUGUUAAUCCUGUUUUCCCCAGCUCAAGGUUUGAUCAGUAGCCUGGUGUCUGAGCUGUUUGACAUCAAUUAUGACUUCGUUGGAGCUAUCUUCUCAAACUUAGCAAGGGUGAGCUAUGCUAAUAAUCUUGAUGUUGAUGAUCUAUCAUUAAUUAGGAACUGUUGAUGCUGAUUUUUUAUAAGCUUUAAUUAAUUGGUUAUUUGAUUCUCAUCCACCUAGAAUAAUGUACUCUCUACUACCCUAGAAGUAUUUUCCUCUCAUCCACCCUAGAACAUUGUCCUCUUAUCCAACAAAUUAUAAUCUCCUCUCAUCCAACACAUUACAAUGUCCUCUCAUCCAACACAUUACAAUGUCCUCUCAUCCAACACUUUACAAUAUCCUCUCAUCCAACACAUUACAAUGUCCUCUCAUCCAACACAUUACAAUGUCCUCUCAUCCGACACAGUACAAUGUCCUCUCAUCCAACACAUUACAAUGCCCUCUCAUCCAACACAUUACAAUGCCCUCUCAUCCAACACAUUACAAUGCCCUCUCAUCCAACCCAGUACAAUCUCCUCUCAUCAAACACAUUACAAUGUCCUCUCAUCCAACAGUACAAGUCCUCUCAUAAAACACAUUACAAUGUCCUCUCAUCCAACACAUUACAAUGUCCUCUCAUCCAACACAUUACAAUGCCCUCUCAUCCAACACAUUACAAUGCCCUCUCAUCCAACCCAGUACAAUCUCCUCUCAUCAAACACAUUACAAUGUCCUCUCAUCCAACCCAGUACAAUGUCCUCUCAUCCAACAGUACAAUGUCCUCUCAUAAAACACAUUACAAUGUCCUCUCAUCCAACACAUUACAAUGUCCUCUCAUCCAACACAUUACAAUGCCCUCUCAUCCAACACAUUACAAUGCCCUCUCAUCCAAAGCAGUACAAUCUCCUCUCAUCAAACACAUUACAAUGUCCUCUCAUCCAACACAUUACAAUGUCCUCUCAUCUAACACAUUACAAUGUUCCCUUAUCCACCCUAGAUCAAAGUCUUAUCUCAACAGAAUCCUUGCUUUACCCACCCUUUCCCAAACUGUUCUCAUACAUCUGUGAGCGGGCAUGUAGGCUAUAGUGGCAACUUGUUUUUCAUGUCUUAAGGUGAGGAUGACAGAUAUCGUCGAUGAUAUCAAUGAGAAACACAUGAGGCCCUGGUCCGAUGCUUGUCAGAGAGACCAAGUCAGUAACACACCCCUCAAUCCUUUUAUAGACCAGGUGAGUUGGGGCUGCUUUGACCAGGUGACCAUUUGAGGAGACAUAUAUAGACCAGUUGAGUUAGUCUUGACUAGGUGGUAAGUUGUGUAAACAUUCAUAGACCAGUUGAGUUGGACGUGCCUUGACCAGGUGAUAAGUCUUGUAAACAUUCAAAGCCAGGUGAGUUGUGUUUGCCUUUUGGAAUAUAAUAAUUGACAAGAUGUUGAUGCAAACUGUUGUAACAUUUGAUAGUUCCCAAAACUACUUUGAAAUUCAACAAACAGCUUUUAAAUUUGAUAUUUUCAGGAACUGCUAUGCUAUUUAAAUAACAUCCUUUAUAUUUGAUACUUUCAGGAACUGCUGUACAAUAAACAUCUUUUCAUCGAUGGCUCCAAGAUUGAGUCGACAGGAUUUGCAUACACCAUUCCAAAAUUAGAAAUCGGCCACCUGAAAGAGGUCAGUGACAGCACAUCAAUUCUUAAUUCAUGUUCCCGUGGGGAAUACUAAUGUCUUGUAAAGCCAUCAUGUUAAAGAAUGCAUCCAGGGUCAUUAUGCCCAUGUUGUGUGUAACUUGGUCUAGUAAAGCACACAUUAAGACCUCAGCGGAAAAACCAGACAUGUCACAAAAUUUCAUUUUUGAGUAUCCCCCUUAACCAAUUCACCCCAUUAUUAAGCUUCAAAUGGCACUGAAAACUACUGCACAACUCACCUCGUUUACGGGUAAUCGGGGAUUUAAAAUAGUGCAUACUUUGGAAGAAUCAGACAUCGGGGAUUUAAAAUAGUGCAUACUUUGGUAGAAUCAGACAUGUCCAGUGAAAAUGUAGAAGAAAAAAAUCAAAAUAACCUCCCUUAGUAUCACAAGAUGUGCUCAACCAAUGGCAAGUAAGGAAAACCCAAAUAAAUAAAGAAUGUAGGUCAAUUGUCCAACGAGAAAAUUACACCCAACAUUUACUGCUACUAUUGUUAUCUAAUAUAAUCUUAAACAGAAAAUUAAACGGGAGAAAGAAAAAGAGGUUUAGGAAGCAACGUUUUUCUAGUCAAACAUUGGGUAAAGAUAGUCACUGUGCAAGAUUUAUGUGAUUAGAAUCAGAAUUAUGAACGUUUAGGAUUAAGUCAUUAAGUUUAAUUGGUAGUCUACUUCGACAGUGCUGUAUUAUGUAUUUCUAUGUCUAUUGAUCUAUUGUGUUACGAAGUUACAUCUCUGUUAAAGAUUGCCUCUGAUAAAUGACUAUUGCCCAAUAAAGGCGAAAAAGAAAAAUGUAGAGCAAAAAGUAUGCCCAUCUCUUGCUUCAUGCCAUCUUUUUAAUCAGACCACUGACGGCAGUGAUCAAAACAAUACAAUGAUUUACAACAUAUUUUGUACUAUUACAUGCAGUCCUUCCCGAUUAAAAGCUGUUAAACACACUUUGACUAUCUCUAUGUUUUCAUUGUCAGUAAAAAUGCAGCCAUAAUCUCUUUAUUUUAUUUGAAUGAAAAUCACUACCCUUACAGUCAACUGAGCGAUGACUGAUGCUAGUGCUAGUUUGUGUAAAAAUAGCAUAAAAUAAGCAUGUUCCAAUUUCAUCAAUUUCAAUACCAGUUCAGGGUCAUAUGUUACAUAUAAUUUUUAAAAUGCUGAAUGAUAAUGACAUUUUGAAAGUAUAAAUUUUAUAUAAUUUAUUAUAUUAUCACUGACUCAUUACACCAACAGUACAAGAUAUCAGUGGCGUGUACACUGAACAGAGCUUUAGAUUUUUUUUUUUUAAAUAAUAAUUUUUAAUAAUUUUUUUGGUAAAAUAAUUGGGUGAUUUUCAUCCACUAUUGCUUGUAUUAUUGAAAGUGGUCACUUAAGUUGACUUGGCAUGAAGUAGACAAGUAAUGGCCUUUUAAAAGUCAUAAAAUAUAGUUUAAAAAAAAUAUUUUAUUUUCAUUUGAAAAAGCAGACAAGUCACAAUGUUGGGUCAGCCUGGUAAUAAGCUGUAAAAAUAUAGUAAAUUGUCACAAAAUAUUUAAUAACUGAUAUAUUUUGAAAGUAAAAUGGAUCACUAAAUACAUAAAAAAAUUAAGGCAUUUUAUUUUUACAUGUGAAAAUAUUGGAUAUUUUAAAACUUUAAAAUGCAAUUUUCUCAAAAUCUUCAAAAUGUAACAUGUCUGGUUUUUCCGCUGAGGUCUUCACAUGUGUUCAAGAAUUCAUCCAAUGUCAUGCCAAUGCAUGUUUAAAUAGCUGGGGGGGGGGGAAUUUACUCUUUAGUGUAGUAAGUUUUUAUAUGAGCUGAGGUAAAAACAACACAACGACUAAAGUCUGAGGGCUACUGCUGACUUUGCAUCGACACUAAAGAAGAAGGUGAAGUUGGUACUAGUUAAUUUUAGGGCACAUUCCGUCCUUUGGUUUGGGUCUAGGAAUUUAAGGAUGUCCCAAGACAGAUACAAUUAGGUGGUCAAAUAGUUAAGAUAUUUUUAAAUACCAUUUACUGUUUAUGAGUUUCAUUUCUCUUAAAACUGCUUUUGUUAAACACCGCAAUGUUUUACUUCAUCAAGUUUACCAGUUAGAAUGUAAAAAUAGACAGUUUUUCUUUAAAGUUCAAAAUAUUAAAUAAACUCAUUCAUUUUUCACCUGCUUUGUUACACUUGGCCUGAUGACAAUACUUUUGUCUUCAGAUAUUAGAUGACUAUAUUACCCUGGGGCUGAUGCCCCGAAGUUUGGUCAGCAAUGAAGUUUUCUACACCCCAACUGAUGUUGAAGCUGCUUGCCUUGACCAUGGGGCGGAUGGUGACUGUGGUCUGGAGGGCAUUGACCACACUGCUGACCAGGACAGCGCACAUAGUUGACAUUAGUGUCAUGACUUAACAUCUCAUCCGGCCAUUGCUGGAUCCCUGGAUUUGCCAGAUUAUGAUUCAUAUCAUUAUUUAUUUUUGUUUAUCUUUCUUUUAAACCUCUGCUAAAAACUGUAAAAUUCCUCAUCUGUAUAUUUUGCACUAUCUGUAUACUUCUUUUAUGAUUUAUAAACAUCUAUUAUGAUUUGUGUUUUAUAUCAAUCUCUUGUGUAUUUUAACCCCCUACGAGCAGAUGCUUUCAUGCUGUUAUGCUAGAACUGAUGAUAUACAAAAUUAUAUGCUUGGAAUUGUUAGAGAAAGAUUAUGUCCCAUUAACGUAGUGCCAGACUCAAAAUCUGCUGGUGGAUUGUUUUUCAUAUUUGUUUUUUGCUUAUAAUGUUACAAACGGUGUGUUCAAUAAUGUUAUAUUGUUACAUGCUGAGGCCAGGAAUGUUACAUUUUUGCUAGCUGUCUGUCCAAGCAUUAUGGUAUUGUUGUUAUUUGCUGUGUAUCGAAAUAUCAAAACAUUUUUAAAUAGUUGCAUCAGUGUCCAAAAUUUUUUUACAUUGAAACAUUUUUAUAUUGUUACUAUCAGUGUGGCCAGUAAUUUUUAUAUUGUAGCUAGCUGUGUGGCCUGUGGUUUUUAUAUUGUUACUAGCAGUGUGGCCAGUCAUUUUUAUAUUGUUACUAGCUGUGUGGCCUGUGGUUUUUAUAUUGUUACUAUCAGUGUGGCCAGUAAUUUUCAUAUUGUUACUAGCUGUGUGGUCAGUCAUUUUUAUAUCGUUACUAGCUGUGUGGCCAGCCAUUUUUAUAUUGUUACUAGCUGUGUGAUCAGUCAUUUUGAUAUUGUUACUAGCUGUGUGGCCAGCCAUUUUUAUAUUGUUACUAGCUGUGUGGCCAGCCAUUUUUAUAUUGUUACUAUCAGUGUGGCCAGUAAUUUUCAUAUUGUUACUAGCUGUGUGGUCAGUCAUUUUUAUAUUGUUACUAGCUGUGUGUCCAGUCAUUUUUAAUUGUUACUAGCUAUGUGGCCAGUCAUUUUUGUAUUGUUACUAGCUGUGUGGCCAGUCAUUUUUAUAUUGUUACUAGCUGAUCACUUGUAUGAGCUUUUAGUUAAUAGGGAUAAUUCUAACUCUAGUGUCUUUAAAUUGUAUGUACUUGUUUAUGUUUAGUCCAGAAACUCCAAUUUCUUUAUUUGAUUAUGUACUUGUAUAUUUUUAGGUAUGCAAAUCCAGUGUCCAUAUUUGUUGUCUUUUUAAUCAUCCCUGAACUCUUUUGGUAAGAGUUCAACCUCUGACCCCAUUCCAAAUGAUUGACCCAAUAGUUUGAGAGGUUCAUCUGCUGGUCAGUGCCUUUAUUUCCACAUUGCUUGGCUUCCUUCCAAUGGCUUGUAUUCCUGCUCAGCUUGCCAUCUGUGUUAUCAUCAUUACCUCAUUACUUUGUGAUAUUAGGACUGAGCUCACUCUACAUCUAAUACGUGUGUUCCAUUUAAUCUAGUAGUUUUGUAUGCUUGGUGGGGGUCUUCAUUUGGAUGUUAAGAAAAGAUAACUCAGUUGCUUGAAUUGUUUCCCUUGCAGUGUUGCAGUGAAUGAGUCGUCAUAUAUAUUGCUGAUCUCAGUACAUUCCUAUGACAGAAAAUGACAUCCUUCUUUAAUAAAGAUGUUAGCACUUUUUUUGUCGAGAUGAAAACAAUAGCAAACAUAAGAAAUGUAAACAUUUCACGGCUUUUAAAAAAAAUGUGGACAAGUUCAUAAGAACAAUCUAAAGCAGCGGUUCUCAACCUGUGGGUCGCGACCCCUUUGGGGUGGAAUGACCCUUACACAGGGGUGGCCUAAGACCAUUGUAAACCACAUAUUAAUGAAGUUGCAACGAAAAUGUUUUUUGGGCGGUCACCACAACAUGAGAAACUGUAUUAAAGGGUCGCUGCAUUAGGAAUGUUGAGAACCACUGAUCUAAUGAGUGAACUAGCUAUCACUUAUAACUUAUAUCAAUUUGUGUGUGCACCAAUGUGUACUUAUGGUUAAAAACUAUCAUAGAAUGAUGUCCACUGAUACUGUCUACAAAACUACUAUUUCUUUUUAGACACAUCAUUGCUGCACAGAUUGUACAAGUGUACUAUUUCAUUUUUACGUCACAGUUGAUGGUUUUUUAGCCCUUGAUAUAUAGAAUUUCUGAAAAUGUCAGCUGGUCAUCAUCACAGGGUCGUCACGAGCCUGCCAGGUUUAUGCCACAUGCCCACCAACUGGUUUUCGCGAGCCUGCCAGGUUUAUGACACAUGCCCACAAACUAGUUGUCCCAUAGCUUCAAGCUGAUUAUGCUGUUAAUUAUAUUUUUGUUACUGUUUAAUGAGUCUUUCAUUGCACAUCACAAUUCUUUUAUGGUCUCAAGGAUGUGGUUGAUUAAAUGAUAUUACCAUUGGAAUGGAGAUCGCUGUAAGAAUAAACAAGAUGUUUGGAAGAAAGAUUUUUGGAUUAAAGAUUGUUGUUGAAGGAUGUUGAGAAAAAUACUGCUAUUGGAAUGAAGAUUAUAGCUUGCUUAUAGUUCUGGUGUCUAAAAGUCAAAACUCGUGAUUAAAAUUUGAAUCUCUUCAUAUGUUAUGUUCUUGAUUGGCCAGCAUUCAAAUACAUCUCUUAAUUCUUGUUUUAUUGGAUGAGUCCCUACUGUCAUAAGUUUUCUAAAUAUGAAUGACAUGGCUCCCUGACUUAGUGUAAGGUCUACAGUGCUUUGUCUCUACGUGUUCAUGGAUGUACUUUAUCUAAAGUGAAAAUAUCACUGUCUAUAUUUCCUCAAUGUGUUAAUCAGUUUGUGAAAUGUUUAAUUCAACAUUCAUAGCUUUGCUGACCACACACUUGCCCUGACCACAUAACUUCCCUUAACACAUAACUGCCUUACCACACAACUGCCCUAACCACACAACUGCCCUGACCACACAACUGCCCUGAGCACACAACUGCCCUGACCACACAACUGCCCUGACCACACACCUGCCCUGACCACACACCUGCCCUGACCACGCACCUGCCCUGACCACGCACCUGCCCUGACCAUGCACCUGCCCUAACCAUGCACCUGCCCUAACCAUGCACCUGCCCUGACCACGCACUUGCCCUAACCACACAACUGCCCUGACCAAACAACUGCCCC